This is a messenger RNA of Corythoichthys intestinalis (scribbled pipefish), 2202 nucleotides long. RefSeq names its product aldo-keto reductase family 1 member B1. Gene Ontology annotation, cellular component: cytosol. The transcript has 9 exons. Gene Ontology annotation, molecular function: aldose reductase (NADPH) activity. The record is from RefSeq and is a predicted model, not a curated record. Bases 332 to 1351 code for a protein of 339 amino acids. Lineage: Eukaryota; Metazoa; Chordata; Actinopteri; Syngnathiformes; Syngnathidae.
GAAAGAAAGAAAUCCAGCACAAGUGUUUCAGGCGUGAGAAAUCGUCGCAUCAUCUUGACGUAUUUGAUAAUAAUUUAAGAAGAAUUUGUGUCAUUAUUAAUCAUUAUAUCACCUAUAUGAUUAUAGUCUAAACGUGUUUCUUUUUUUCCCCCUGAAUGAAAUCAUUGCUCUGUUUGUUUUCACGCUCACAGCCACCUGCAGGCAUGACUAAUCGAUGCCGACUAGAUUUUUUUUUAUUUUUUUAGAAACCUCCUCUUGGCUUGGACCCGUUUUUUCCCCACUUGUUGCUCACUCCAGUCAAAGUGAAGGGUUCGCUCGUCUUUAGCAAGAAAUGGCAACGUCCGUGAAGCUCUACACAGGUGCAGAAAUGCCUAUAAUCGGGCUAGGGACAUGGAAAUCUGAGCCUGGAAAAGUGAAAGAAGCAGUGAAAGCAGCCAUCGCGGCAGGCUACAGGCACAUCGAUGGGGCGUUCAUCUACAUGAACGAGGUGGAGGUGGGCGAGGGAAUCCAUGACAUGAUCAACGAUGGAGUGGUCAAGCGAGAGGACCUUUUUAUCGUUAGUAAGCUGUGGUGCACCUUCCAUGCCAAGUCCAUGGUUAGGCAAGCUUGUGAGAAGACCCUCAGCGAUCUAAAACUGUCCUAUCUCGACCUGUAUCUGGUGCACUGGCCUAUGGGAUUCAUGGCUGGUGACGAAACAUUUCCUUUAGACAGCAACGGAGAAACAAUUCCUGAUAAGUCUGACUUCCUUCAGACGUGGGAGGGGAUGGAGGAACUAGUAGAUGCCGGUCUGGUCAAAGCCAUAGGCAUUUCCAAUUUCAAUCGGGAUCAAACUGAGCUUAUCUUGAACAAGCCGGGCCUCAAAUACAAGCCGGCAAAUAACCAGGUUGAGUGCCAUCCGUUCCUGUGCCAGGAGAAUCUGAUCAACUACUGCCAUUCCAAGGGCAUCACCAUGACAGCAUACAGCCCGCUUGGCUCACCUGACAGACCCUGGUGGGUUUGCGUAUGUUCAAAGGCAGAUUGCUUGUACUGUAGUCUUGUGAGAAUGACUGUAUAUUGCAGGGCAAAACCGGACGACCCGUCACUUUUGGAACAUCCUGAUAUCAAGGCCAUAGCUGAGAAAUACAAUAAAACUUCAGCGCAGGUCCUGAUCCGCUUCCAAAUCCAGAGGAAUGUGAUUGUCAUUCCAAAAUCGGUCACGCCUGUCCGCAUCCAGCAGAAUUUCAAGGUGUUUGACUUCCAACUCAGCGAUGAGGAUAUGAAAACUAUUUUGGGAUUUAAUCGGAAUUGGAGAGUCUGUGCGAUGCAGUGGAGCAUCAAGCACAAGGACUACCCUUUCCACGCUGAAUUCUGAUUAAUCGCGGAAAGAGCGGUCACUUUUUGUUUCAUAAAGCACUCGUAUUAUAUGUUCUGUGUGUAUCACUUUGGCAAGGUCAACAAAUCAACAUGUAGCUGUAAAAAUGUUCUCUUUUUGUGUAACAUUAAUAGCAUUUCCUCUUAUUGACAAGUCAUACGCGGCGCUUGUGACCCGUCAUGUGUGUCACUUGUGAUCCGUUUUCCUUUGUUUUCACUUCUCCCGUGUGCAGUUGUGUGCCAAAACCUUACUACUCUGGGAUUGAGCGUUGUUAGUGCACUGAUGAACACUAGAGUUCAGUAUUACCCAACUACAAAUGGAACGACUGUUACAAUAAAGUAGUAAACUGCUGAAAUGAUAACAUUGUGGAGAAUUUUUAUUAUUAAUACAUGAAAGUUUCUUACAAUGAAGAAUUCCAUUCCAGAUGAUGAGUUAAUAUUCAGUGUUGAGCGGGUAAUCUUUGUGUUUAGAUGCCCUGUUUGAAAAAAGAGCAGGUUAACUUAACAAGAACAUAAUCCGAUGACAGGUACAUUAUACUUACCAUAAAAUAGGGAAACCUCUAAAAUUCUUGUUCAAACCGAGCAGGAUCUUCAUGUCGUCAUCAUCAAGAGCAAAAUCAAACACCUACAGGAGUAAAAUGGAAGUGAUAUUUGACAGAAAAGCAAUGCUGCGGAGACGUACCAGUAAAUAUUGUCCAGUUUGACAUGCAGAAUUUAUUGCUGCCACACUCAAAAGAAAAGUAAGUCCACUAUUGCAUAUUGAUUUUUUUACUGUUUGUACUUUAAAAGUACUGUAUUUUUCAGGCUAUAAGUCGCUCCAGCCAAAAAAAAUGUGCAAUUAAGGGGAAAGAA